GUUGGAAAUUUUUCUUUGAAGUCGUUGGUUCAUUUAACUUGUUAGUCUUGGCGCGAGUGGUGCCGCCGCCGCUGCCUGUCACCGUAAGCUCCGGCGCCGGUGAAUUUCGAUUCCCUCAGGCAAGUGGAUACUCUGAACCCAAAGGCUGCAACUUUUACAUCGUAUUCCGUUAUUAUAUGUUGUUAGUGUAAUUUGAUGUUCUGUUACUCUCAUCUCUUUCGUUGGAUUCCCCUCUUCCUUGUUAACGAUUCAAUCGUUGUUGUUUUAACUCUAAUCAUUAAGUGUGUUUUGAAUGUAAGUGUUUUAGAGGGUUUAGGGUUUAUUAUUUUGAUCGUUUAAGGGCUGUUUAGAAGAGAUUAUACAUAACUUAUGAAAAAUUAAGCUUCUUAGUGUGGCUUAUUAAAAUAAGCAGUUUUCAGCUUAUCCCAAUAAGUUUCAUCAUUAAAUUAAAGACACAAAUAUCAUUGUUUUUAAAAAGAGCUUAUUGAAAAGUGCUUAAAUAAACAGUUAUCCCAACAAACUCUAGUUAUUAUUUUCUUAAUACUUCUUGUUCCCUUCAUAUGUUGAUCGGUGCUAUUACUUUUAAUUCUAAAGAGGAAACUGAUUUGUUUAGAGGUACUCGUUCUCUUUCAUCUUUAGUUCUUUUCUUCAAUUUCUCAAAUCUCCGAACUUGCCCAUGGCAGCUGCAUGAUUUUGGUCUAAUCAUGUGCUCUGUUCUGUGUACUGAUAAACAGGAAUGGAAAUAAAUUUGGGGAAACUCGCAUUCGACAUUGAUUUUCAUCCAUCAGAUAAUCUCGUUGCUGCAGGACUCAUUAGUGGUGACCUUCACCUAUACCGUUAUAGCCCAGAUAGCACCCCGGUGAGGCUGUUGGAUGUUCAUGCUCACACUGAAUCUUGUAGGGCUGCACGAUUCAUUAAUGGUGGACGUGCGCUCUUAACUGGUUCUCCGGAUUGCUCGAUACUGGCUACAGAUGUAGAAACUGGGUCUACCAUUGCCCGUCUUGAUAAUGCCCAUGAGGCUGCAGUCAAUAGAUUGAUAAACUUGACUGAGUCAACAGUUGCCUCAGGAGAUGAUGAAGGUUGUAUAAAGGUAUGGGAUACCAGAGAACGUUCUUGUUGCAAUUCAUUUAAUGCCCAUGAAGAUUACAUUUCAGACAUGACUUUUGCGUCUGAUGCAAUGAAACUGUUGGCAACAAGUGGUGAUGGGACUCUGUCUGUUUGCAAUCUUCGAAGAAAUAAAGUCCAAGCUCAAUCUGAAUUUUCUGAAGAUGAGCUGCUGUCUGUUGUUUUAAUGAAGAAUGGAAGGAAAGUUGUAUGUGGAUCACAAACUGGAAUCAUUCUGUUGUAUUCAUGGGGAUGCUUCAAGGAUUGCAGUGAUCGAUUUACUGAUCUCUCUUCAAACUCUGUUGAUGCUAUGUUGAAGCUUGAUGAAGAUAGGAUCAUUACUGGAUCAGAGAAUGGCAUUAUCAACCUGAUUGGGAUAUUACCAAACAGAGUCAUCCAGCCAAUUGCAGAGCACUCGGAAUAUCCUGUUGAGCGUCUUGCAUUAUCUCAUGAUAGGAAGUUCCUUGGAAGUAUUGCCCAUGAUCAAAUGUUAAAGCUAUGGGACUUGGAUAGUAUUCUACAAGAUUCGAGAAGCACACAAAGAAACGAAGUUGGAGUGAUUGACAGUGACGAUGAUGAGAUGGAUCUAGAUGAUAAUCCUUCUAAGUCUAGUAAAGGAAACAAGAGAAAGAAUGCAAAUAAUGGGCAUGCUCUAGGUUCAAACACGAACAACUUCUUUGCAGACUUAUAGGAGAUCGUGGAUGCAACUUUGUUCAAACGGGAUUAUCCAAUUAAAACACUUGCGUGAUUUCCUAAUCAAUAUCUUCCAAUUUCAGGUUGCGCCUUCCAAGAAUUGCUACUUGUUCGGGACUUUGUCCUGGUGAUGGCAUUUUGGUGUGUUAUUUUGGUAUCGGAUAUAUAUUUAUUGUUUCAAUGUAUUAUGUGAAGUUUUGAAAUAUAGUGGCCAUUUUGUAGUCAUAUCGUAUUAUAUUUUUUUCUGUCUUGUUUAAUUGAAGUUCCAAUGUUAGAUUCGUUUGUUUUUUUGGGCAUCCAAUGUCAAGAGCCGUUGAAGUUGUCGAUAGAAACUUGGUGUUUUAUUAGAAAGAACUAGAGAAAAAAAUUACAAGAUAGAAACACUGCAUAAUUUCAAAUGAAUGUACCUGCCCCAAGGCCCUGAUUC
Molecule: messenger RNA, 2224 nt
Organism: Abrus precatorius (Indian licorice)
Lineage: Eukaryota; Viridiplantae; Streptophyta; Magnoliopsida; Fabales; Fabaceae
Product: WD repeat-containing protein 55
Exons: 15
Coding region: 737-1795 (352 amino acids)
Molecular function (GO): protein binding
Source: RefSeq, a predicted model, not a curated record